AUGCAUACGGUUUACAAAAGUGAGAGUUUGAUUGAAUGUAGCAAUUUUUUAUUGUGCAGUAAAGAAGAGAUUGAGGAGUUUCUGGAAUUGAAUGAGAUAAAACAUGAUAAUGAAGAGACAUAUAUAAAUUAUAAUAUUGAAUGUGCAUUAAAUAAAAAUGUGCACGAUAAAAAGGAUGAAAUAAGUAACCGAAGAAAUAUAAUAACUAAUGAUAAUGUAACUGAAAAUAAAAAACAUGAAUAUGGUGUAUCAGAUCCUGUAUCUCUAGAUUAUCCAACAGAAGAAGAUUUAAAAAAAGGUAAUGAUGUUGUAGAAUUAUUAAAAAGUUAUAAUUUAUUUGAAACCGAACAAGCAUUAAAAAAAAGAGAAAAAGUAUUAGGUAUGAUAAAUAAAUUAUUUCAUGAAUUUGUAAUUGAAUUAUCUAUUAAUCAAGGAAUAAAUGAAGAAGAGGCAAAAGAAAUAUAUGGAAAUUUAUAUACAUUUGGUUCAUAUAGAUUAGGAGUAAUAACACCAAAUAGUGAUAUAGAUUGUAUAUUUUUAGCACCACAAAAUGUAACAAGAGAAAUAUUUUUUAAUGAGUUUUAUUUAAAAUUACAACAAGAUAGAAAUGUAAAAAAAUUACAAGCAUUACCAGAAACAUAUACACCUAUUAUUCAAUUUAUGUAUGAUGAUGUAGAUAUAGAUUUAUUAUUAGCAACAUUACCAUAUAGGACAUUAAAAGAUUGUCGUUAUACAUUAGAUAAUGAUUAUAUACUUAAAAAUUUAGAUGAAGUAACUGUUCGAUCUUUAAAUGGUAUACGGGUUGCUGAUUUAAUUUUAAAUUCAGUACCUAAUAAAGAUAAUUUUCGAAAUACUCUUAGAUUUAUAAAAUUAUGGGCAAAAAGAAGAGGAAUUUAUAGUAAUAUUUUAGGGUUUUUAGGAGGUAUUUCAUGGGCAUUAUUGACAGCUAAGAUUUGUCAAAUAUAUCCAAAUUAUAAUAUUAGUCAAUUAAUUUGUAAAUUUUUUAGAGUUUAUUCUAUAUGGAAUUGGAAAUAUCCUGUUCUUAUACAAAAUAUUAAAAAAUAUAAUGUUGAAGGAUUAAAAAAUUUUACUAUAUGGGAUCCAGAAAAAAAUGUUAAAGACAAAUUGCAUAUCAUGCCAAUUAUUACACCCGCUUUUCCUUGUAUGAAUUCAACACACAAUGUUACAUAUUGUACUAGAAGUAUUUUAAUCGAAGAAAUUAAACGUGCCCAUUCCAUUAUUAAUUAUAUGGAAUUAAAUCCAGAUGCAGAUAUUGGGCAAGUUAUGGAACAUGUCAAUAAUUUGAUGAGUCAUGGAAAUGCUAUUAAUAUUAAUAAUGUAGCAAAAUCUGGUGAUAUUGAAAAUGUUAACAUUCAUAGUAACAGUAGUAGUAUAUGGUCAUGUAUUAUUGAGCCUUUUGAUUUAUUUAAAACAUAUAAACAUUUUUUACACAUUCAAAUUAUGGGUACUAAUGAGCUUAUAUAUAAUUUAUGGAAAGGUUGGAUAGAAAGUAAAAUUAGGUUACUCUUUAAAAAGUUAGAAACUAUUAAUGAACUAAGAAUUCGACCAUUCCCUAAAUUUUAUACUUAUAAAAAAGACAAAUUUUAUUAUUGCUCUUCUUUUUUUAUUGCCCUUAUAUUUUUUUUUAAAAACCCUUAUGACAAUACUUUUAACUUGUCAUACGCAAUCAGAGAUUUUAUAGACAUUGUCCUAAACUGGCCACAAAAAAAUAAAUAUGCAAAUUCAUUUAAAAUUAACAUCAGCUAUCAAAAAGUAUCUCAGGUUUUGGACUUCUUGUCAAGCGUUUCAAAUGACACAAAGGAAAAUAAUGGAGAUAGUUAA
Molecule: messenger RNA, 1842 nt
Organism: Plasmodium vinckei vinckei
Lineage: Eukaryota; Apicomplexa; Aconoidasida; Haemosporida; Plasmodiidae
Product: poly(A) polymerase PAP, putative
Exons: 1
Coding region: 1-1842 (613 amino acids)
Cellular component (GO): nucleus
Molecular function (GO): poly(A) RNA polymerase activity; RNA binding
Source: RefSeq, a predicted model, not a curated record